This is a messenger RNA of Lycium barbarum (goji berry), 1455 nucleotides long. RefSeq lists its product as uncharacterized. The record is from RefSeq and is a predicted model, not a curated record. The transcript has a single exon. The coding region runs from base 1 to 1455 and encodes 484 amino acids. Lineage: Eukaryota; Viridiplantae; Streptophyta; Magnoliopsida; Solanales; Solanaceae.
AUGGAUAAAUCUUGGAUUGGAAUGCCUAGGAACACACCAGAGUAUGUGAUUGGUUUGAAUCAAUUUCUGAAUUUUGCAUUUAACAAUGCAGCUAUAGGAGAUAAAAUAAAAUGUCCAUGUCCUAAAUGUGUUUCUAGGAAGUGGCAGACCAGGAAAAUAGUGUUUAAUCAUUUGAUUGACAAGUCGUUCCCUAAAAAUUAUGUCACUUGGUUUAUGCACGGGGAAAUGAAUGUAUUGCAUAAUUCCAGAAAUAGAGAGGUCACUCAAGAUGUACCACCCACUGAAAAUCCUGUAGAAUUAUUGAUUAAUGAAGCAUUUGGGGACUUAAGGCAUGAGGGUGUUGAUGUAGGUCCGUCACAAGUGGUGGGAGAAGAAGAAAUGUUACAUGAUAUGCCUGCUUCAAAUAACAAAGAUUUGUUUGAGUUGCUUGGAGAUGGACGUCAAGAAUUGUAUGAAGGGUCUAAGUACUCAAAGUUGGAAUUUUUAUUAAAGCUUUAUCAUAGAAAGUGUUUGUCUGGGUUAAGUGACAAGGGAAUGACUAUGAUACUAGAUCUACUCAGAGAUGCAUUUAAAUUUGCAAAGAUUCCUAAUUCUUUUUAUGAGGCCAAGAAAACCAUCAAGAAGUUGUGUCUUGAUUAUGUCAAGAUAGAUGCUUGUCCAAAUGAUUGCAUGUUGUACUGGGAAGAUGAUGUUAAUGCAGAAACAUGCAAGUAUUGUCACACUUCUAGAUGGAAGCCCGAGAAUGAGAGCAAUAAAGAUCAUGCACCUACUACAAGUAAGAAACAAAAGAAGAAAAGGAAAAAGCCUGCAAAAAUUUUGCGCUACUUUCCAUUAAAACCAAGAUUACAAAGAUUGUUCAUGUGCUCUAAGAUUGCUGAGCAUAUGAGCUGGCAUGCGGAGGAUGGUAACAAAGAUGGAACCAUAAGACAUCCUAGAGAUGGUGAGGCAUGGAAGAGGUUUGAUACAACUUUUCCUGAAUUUGCUUCUGAUCCUCGAAAUGUUCGAUUAGGUCUAGCUAGUGAUGGUUUCAAUCCUUUUGGGACAAUGAGUACUAAUUAUAGCAUUUGGCCUGUGGUUUUGGUUCCAUAUAACCUUCCUUCUUGGUUGUGUAUGAAGCAACCAAAUUUCAUCCUCUCAAUGAUCAUUCCAGGUCCACGUACGGCAGGGAAUAACAUAUAUGUAUACCUACAACCCCUUAUUAAGGAGUUGAAUGAGUUAUGGAGGGAAGGUGUGGACAUUUUUGAUUCAUCAAAAUGUUUAGAAUGUGAACAGCUCUUAUGUGGACAGUUAGUGAUUUUCCUGGACUUGAUAUCUUAUCUGGUUGGAACACACAUACUGGCCUUGCAUGCCCCUCUUGUAAUUUUGACACAGAACCUUGUCGCCUUCGUCAUAGUAGAAAGUGGUGUUUUAUUGGCCAUCAUCGGUUUUUGGGAAGAAAUCAUAAAUUUAGACUGA